Lecanosticta acicola is the source of this 1522-nucleotide messenger RNA. Lineage: Eukaryota; Fungi; Ascomycota; Dothideomycetes; Mycosphaerellales; Mycosphaerellaceae. The record is from the annotation of a GenBank genome assembly.
AUGACAGAACGGGCAGCCGGUCAACAUGCGUCGGAGACGGAUUCGCUUCUCGGAGGGCAGCGCGAUGUCGAGGCCAAGCAGAAUGAGAAGCUGUCCCUCAAGGCGGAAACAAUCAUUAUGCUGCAGUACUCUGGCCCACUUGUCCUGACUCAUCUACUGGUAAGUCCUCCUGAGUUUGCACGAUAUGUCGCUGAUCUCAUACCAGCAAUACGUCUUCUCUCUUAUCAUUAUCCUUGUUGCCUCACAACUGUCGACCGACGAGCUAGCCGGAGUCUCACUCGGCAGCACCACAGCAAAUAUACUCGGAUAUGCAGUCUUCGAAGGCAUGGCAACAGCGCUGGAUACGCUCUGCUCGCAAGCGUUCGGAGCAUCCGCCUUCACAGACGUCGGCAUGCACACCAUCCGCUUCACCAUUUUCAUCCACCUUGUCGCGAUUCCAAUCGGGCUCCUCUGGUUCUUUUCCGAAGAACUCCUGCUGCUAGUCAAUGUCCCCUCACUCGCGGUUGCUCAAAACGCCGGCGUUUUCUUAAGAUGUUCCCUGAUCGGCAUCCCGGGCUACGCAAGUUUCGAGGCCGGGAAACGCUUUAUGCAAGCGCAAGGCAAUUUCACCGCAGGAUUCUAUGUGCUGCUUCUCUGCCUGCCCAUCAGCGCAGGGCUUACUUGGAUCCUCGUCUACACAGCGAACAUGCGAGUAGCUGGAGCAGCAUUAGCUGCUUCACUCACCAACUUGCUUCGCCCACUGCUCCUCGCAGCAUACGCGCGAUUCAUCGAUCGAUCAACCCUCCAAUGCUGGCCCUCAGCCAAAGAGCUCAAAGCCUCCUGGACAAAGGAAUGGAAACCAAUGAUCAGUCUCGCGAUUUCUGGCGUUCUUAUGUCCUUGUGUGAAUGGCUCUGCUACGAAAUUCUCACCUUCUGCACGACUUAUGUUGGAGCUGCGUCGCUUGCUGCGCAGACUUUCCUGGGAACGAGUGCGGUGCUCGUCUGGCACAUAGCUUUCUCCGCUUCUGUGGCCUGCAGUACUCGCAUUGGACAACUCAUCGGAGCAGGACGCUCAAAUGCCAUUGCAGAAUUGAUGAAAUGGUACGGAUACGCUUUCAUCAUCAUCGGACUCAUAGACGCUGCGCUAGGAGUCGGCAUUACAGUCCUGAUGCUGGAGACUCUUGUGCACGACGAAGAGGUCGCCGAGCUUCUGAAACUCAACUUGCCGUAUUUGGCGAUGUUUGUUUUCUUCGAAGCCACGUCGAAUUGGCCACAUGGCAUUGUCCGCGGGAUAGGUUGGCAGAGCAUUGGUGCAUGGGUCACACUCACGAUCAAUUACUUGUAUGCGGUGCCACUUUCGAUCUUCUUGGAGCUUUACGGUCCUCAUCUUGGCAUACGAGGUCUUUGGAUCGGUCUGGGUAGUGGUCUUGGCAUCAUAACUGUGGUGGAAACGGUGGUUGUGUGGUUGCGACUUCGAAAGAACGAUGAUCUGGCCGCCUGUUUGAGCACUGAAACCGUCGCAGAUAUAGAUGGAGAACAAUAA